Aspergillus niger is the source of this 276-nucleotide messenger RNA. RefSeq lists its product as uncharacterized. Bases 1 to 276 code for a protein of 91 amino acids. NCBI's taxonomy places the organism in Eukaryota, Fungi, Ascomycota, Eurotiomycetes, Eurotiales, Aspergillaceae. The record is from RefSeq and is a predicted model, not a curated record. The transcript has a single exon.
AUGGCCAAGAAAGCCACUGUUUUCCGGAUUACGGCCACGGUCAAGGAUAUCUGCGUUGACGCAGAUGAAUGGUUGACGAUGGUGGGCGUUGGAGAGGUGCUCUCUCUGAACGCAGUCGAGGAAGCGACUUUGGUACGCAAAAUUGACUGUCAUAUAAUGCCUUUGAUGUGUGUUGUGUAUAUGCUUUAUUUUCUCGACAAGACAACACUCUCCUACGCCAGCAACAUGGGUUUCAGACGGACCUUCGCCUCCAUGGUGACGAAUACGAGUGGCUAG